Molecule: messenger RNA, 3294 nt
Organism: Notothenia coriiceps (black rockcod)
Lineage: Eukaryota; Metazoa; Chordata; Actinopteri; Perciformes; Nototheniidae
Product: transcription activator BRG1
Exons: 21
Coding region: 124-3288 (1054 amino acids)
Biological process (GO): regulation of DNA-templated transcription
Cellular component (GO): nucleus
Molecular function (GO): protein binding; ATP binding
Source: RefSeq, a predicted model, not a curated record
UGACUAGACAUUCGGUCAUAAAAACAGAGGAGGGGGCGCUCGCGCCGCUGAAACAAAUCAACGCUUGGAGGCUAAUACCAACAGGGUCUCUGCUUCUCACCCAGGAGCAGGAGAUCCGGGCCGAUGUCCACCACAGAUCCCCCCAUGGGAAGCACACCUCGCCCAGGUCCUUCCCCUGGCCCAGGUCCCUCCCCCGGGGCUAUGCUAGGCCCCAGCCCAGGGCCCUCUCACAGUAUGAUGGGCCCCAGCCCUCCCUCUGGGCACCCCCAGCUGGGGCCCUCUGGAUACGGCCAGGAGAGCAUGCACCCUCUGCACAAACCUAUGGAGAGCAUGCAUGAGAAGAGCCUGAGUGAGGAGAGUCGCUUCAGUCAGAUGAAGGGACUGUCUCUGAGACAGGGCGGGCACAGUGGCAUGGGCCCUCCACCCAGUCCUCUGGACCAACACUCACAAGGUUACCACUCUCCGUUGGGGGGCUCUGACCACUCCAGCCCCGUCCCUUCAAACGGCCCACCCUCUGGACCUCUCAUGCCAUCCUCCUCUUCCUCUUCCUCUUCUGGUUGUCCCGGCUCUGCCUCUACACCUUUAGACGGCCCCGGUGUAGAUCAGCACACUCUGGGUCCCACUAACCGGCCUGGCCCCCCCGGCCCCAGUCCAGGACCCAGCAUUGGCCCCGGUGUCUCUACCCUUGUAUCUGGCCUUGAGUCUGGAGGCCCGACUCCCUUCAACCAGAACCAGCUCCACCAGCUCAGAGCCCAGAUCAUGGCUUAUAAGAUGCUGGCCCGGGGUCAGCCCCUGCCAGAUCACCUCCAGAUGGCUGUCCAAGGGAAGAGGCCGAUGCCUGGGAUGCAGCAGCCAAUGCAAAGCCUGGUUCCUGGAGGGGGAGGCGGGCUGAUAGGGGGACCAACAGGACCCAUACUAGGGCCGGGGAUGAUGGGUUCCGGCUAUGGCCGAGUUCAUGGAAUGAUGGGUCCCAGCAUGCCUCCUCCAGGCCCAUCAGGUAUUCCAGUUGGGAUGCAGAUGCAAAACCCAAACGGACCUCCCAAAUCCUGGCCUGAAGGCCCCCUGGUGAAUGCAGCAGCCCCCUCUAACGCACCCCAGAAGCUAAUUCCCCCUCAGCCCACUGGCCGGCCCUCUCCUGCCCCCCCCUCAGUUCCUCCAGCUGCCUCUCCAGUAAUGCCUCCACACACCCAGUCCCCCGGCCAGCCGGCACAGCCCACUCCCACUCCCAUGAUGCCUUUCCACACCAAGCAGAACCGCAUCACCCCCAUCCAGAAACCCUGCGGCCUCGACCCAGUGGAGAUUCUGCAGGAGAGGGAGUUCAGGUUACAGGCUCGGAUCACUCAUCGUAUUGCUGAGCUGGAGAACCUGCCAGGCUCUCUGGCUGGUGACCUGCGUACAAAAGCUACUAUAGAGCUCAAAGCCCUCCGACUGCUUAACUUCCAGAGACAGUUGCGUCAAGAGGUGGUGGUGUGCAUGCACCGGGACACAGCUCUAGAGACGGCCCUCGAUGCCAAGGCCUACAAGCGAAGCAAGCAUCAGACUCUGCGAGAGGCGCGCAUCACAGAGAAACUGGAGAAGCAGCAGAAGAUUGAGCAAGAGCGCAAACGAAGGCAGAAACAUCAGGAGUACCUGAACAGCAUCCUGCAGCACGCCAAAGACUUCAAAGAGUACCACCGCUCCAUCACAGGCAAAAUGCAGAAGCUGACAAAAGCAGUGGCCACCUACCACGCCAACACUGAGCGGGAGCAGAAGAAAGAGAACGAGCGUAUUGAGAAAGAGAGGAUGAGGAGGCUCAUGGCCGAGGAUGAGGAGGGCUAUCGUAAACUGAUCGACCAGAAGAAGGAUAAGCGCCUGGCCUACCUGCUGCAGCAGACUGACGAGUACGUGGCCAACCUCACCGAUCUGGUCCGAGCUCACAAAGCUGCGCAGGCCCUCAAGGAGAAAAAGAAGAAGAAGAAGAAGAAAAAGAAGAAGUUGGAGAGUGCUGAGGGUCAGACUCCUGCCAUGGGUCCUGAUGGAGAGCCUCUGGAUGAGACGAGUCAGAUGAGUGACCUUCCGGUGAAGGUCAUCCAUGUGGACAGCGGGAAGAUCCUGACAGGAGUGGACGCUCCUAGAGCCGGACAGCUGGAGACCUGGCUGGAGAUGAACCCUGGUUAUGAGGUGGCUCCUCGCUCAGACAGUGAAGACAGCGAGGAGGAGGAAGAGGAGGAGGAGGAAGAGGAGGAGCCUCAGCCGCCAGCUAAUCAGGUGGAGGAGAAGAAGAAGAUUGCAGAUCCCGACUGCGAGGACGUGUCAGAGGUGGACGUCCAACACAUCAUCGAAAAUGCUAAACAGGACGUGGAUGAUGAAUAUAGCGAAGCAGCGUUCGCCCGAAGCCUCCAGUCGUAUUACGCUGUUGCUCACGCUGUCACGGAGAAGGUGGACAAACAGUCCACUUUUUUAAUAAAUGGACAACUCAAACAGUAUCAGGUUAAAGGUUUGGAGUGGCUGGUUUCCCUCUACAACAAUAACCUGAACGGGAUCCUGGCUGAUGAGAUGGGCCUGGGGAAAACCAUCCAGACUAUCGCUCUCAUCACAUACCUCAUGGAGCACAAGCGGCUCAACGGCGCCUACCUCAUCAUCGUACCACUCUCAACUCUUUCUAACUGGGUGUAUGAGUUUGACAAAUGGGCACCGACAGUCGUGAAAGUGUCCUACAAGGGGUCUCCUGCUGCAAGAAGAGCCUUUGUGCCUCAACUGCGCAGUGGAAAGUUUAACGUUUUACUCACCACUUACGAGUACAUCAUCAAGGAUAAACAAGUGCUGGCCAAGAUUCGUUGGAAGUACAUGAUUGUGGACGAGGGCCACCGGAUGAAGAACCACCACUGUAAGCUGACUCAGGUUCUGAACACACACUACCUGGCCCCGCGCCGUGUACUGCUCACAGGAACGCCGCUGCAGAACAAACUACCCGAGCUCUGGGCUCUGCUCAACUUCCUGCUGCCCACCAUAUUCAAGAGCUGCAUCACCUUUGAGCAGUGGUUCAACGCCCCUUUCGCUAUGACAGGAGAGAAGGUUGAUCUUAAUGAAGAGGAGACCAUCUUGAUUAUCCGUCGUCUCCACAAAGUGCUUCGCCCCUUCCUCUUGCGUAGAUUGAAGAAGGAGGUGGAGGCCCAGCUUCCAGAGAAGGUGGAGUACGUGAUAAAGUGUGACAUGUCGUCUCUUCAGAGAGUGCUCUACAGGCACAUGCAAGCCAAGGGGGUCCUGCUCACUGACGGAUCAGAAAAGGACAAGAAGGUGAGCACAUAAACACUC